Molecule: messenger RNA, 1099 nt
Organism: Aspergillus costaricaensis CBS 115574
Lineage: Eukaryota; Fungi; Ascomycota; Eurotiomycetes; Eurotiales; Aspergillaceae
Product: D-isomer specific 2-hydroxyacid dehydrogenase family protein
Exons: 4
Coding region: 41-1099 (352 amino acids)
Molecular function (GO): NAD binding
Source: RefSeq, a predicted model, not a curated record
CUGGAAUUCUCGAUUCACUCAAAAUUCGAGCUAUCCCAUCAUGUCAUCCCAGGAAUUCCUACUAAUUCUCAUGCCCUGUGCUUUCCCAGACAAAUGGAUCGAUAGCCUGAAAAGAGCUGUGCCUCACCUGCGCAUCGAGAAACGCGAAGUUGACCGAUUUGCUACGGAGCUACCCACUGACGUAUCCCCCGAGACAUGGAGAGAGGUUACAGCACUCUUUACCUGGAGGCUUCUUCCGCCCAAGGAACUGGCUCCAAGUCUACAAUAUGUUCAGCUUUUGAGUGCCGGGUGCAACCAUGUUAUGGGUACACCGCUGUUCGAUGAGACCGACGUUGCAUUCUGUACAGCAAAUGGGGUUCAUCCACCUCAAAUCACAGAAUGGGUGUUCAUGACCUUCCUUGCCUUUCAGCAUCAUCUCCCGGCAUACCUUGACAACCAAAAAGCCGGUCAAUGGAUCGACCCGACAUCGGAUGAGGACACUGAGGAUGCAGUUGGCCUCAGAGUUGGAAUCAUGGGCUAUGGAAGUAUCGGCCGGCAAUGCGCCCGAGUCGCCAAGGCCUUUGGCAUGGACGUUCAUGCCUUCACACUGCACCCCCGAGCCACGCCUGAAUCGCGAAAAGCAGAUUUAUAUAGCGAGCCAGGCCUUGGGGACGAGGACGGUCAAUUUCCGUCAAAGUGGUUCUGGGGCAAAGAUCAACUGAAUGACUUCCUGGGUUCAGAUCUGGACUUGCUGGUGAUUACUGUACCGCUGACUGGGGAAACACGAGGCAUGAUCGGGCGGGAGCAAUUUGCCCAGCUCAGCAAGAAGAAGGCUUAUGUUAGCAACAUUGCCCGGGGCGCAGUGAUUAAAACAGAUGAUCUUAUGGAUGCCCUGGAUGCGGGUCAGAUCCGAGGCGCAGCACUGGAUGUUACAGACCCGGAGCCAUUGCCAGCUGACCAUAAGCUGUGGGGGUAUAAGAAUGUCAUCAUUACUCCGCAUUGCAGUGGGAAUUCAACCCACUAUAAUGAUCGUGCGAUCAAGAUACUGCAGAGCAAUUUGGAGAGACGGGCUCGUGGACAACAUCUGAUCAACCAAGUUGAUAAAGGCUUGGGAUACUGA